Marasmius oreades (fairy-ring Marasmius) is the source of this 201-nucleotide messenger RNA. RefSeq lists its product as uncharacterized. The record is from RefSeq and is a predicted model, not a curated record. NCBI's taxonomy places the organism in Eukaryota, Fungi, Basidiomycota, Agaricomycetes, Agaricales, Marasmiaceae. The transcript has a single exon. Bases 1 to 201 code for a protein of 66 amino acids.
AUGAAAGGGACAAGCUUCAGUGAAGAUCCAUGGGCCCAACGUAUACCUCGAAACCUGGACGCUGCAUGGAAGUUCAAGGUGGACAAAUGGAAGGCGUUAUUUGAAGAGACCAGCCAACAUCUCAAUCUGAAGAACACCAUUGCCGUCCAAAUGGAAAGCGACAAUCAAGAAUCAGAUGGUAUCUUUGUAUCUUCUGAUUGA